CUACCAAACGACAUGAUGUCUCUCGCAGACUACUCGUACGACCCGGGCGCCCUCAACGACAGUGACGACGGUGAUCCUGGUCCAUCUAACUUCAAGGGCAUCAAACGGGGCAGUAGAGCUUGCGACAGAUGUCGCAAACUCAAGAGCAAAUGUGAAGCUACAAGCGGAAACAAGUGCAAGAACUGUGCUGCUGCAGGGACGCCCUGCACUUAUCAGGGCCCUUCUUUCAAACGAGGACCACCUAAGGGCUAUAUCCAUGCUAUCGAGCAGCGGUGGCAUCAAGUCGAAUGCAUUCUCGGUUCUCUCAUGGCCAUCCCUCAAGCUCAGAACGUCGUUUCACAGCUGCGCGCCGAUUCGUUUGCCAACUCCAUACUCGACAGGGUUGACUCAGGUCCUUAUGGUCCACGAGGCAGGGCACUCGAGCGACAAGGAGUAACCAGUGGAGACUUCUAUGCAACCAUCAUGGGUGCACCCGAGGCUUCAAGAGACGACCGUCGCGUUCGGCGACAAUCACGCAUGACGCGUGAGAUUGUUUCCAGCGAGAAUCCGUCGGUGCUAGCGACCCCUACCAAAGAUUGGCAGGAUCAACUCAUUCGCCGCCUCUCAGGAGGUCAGAUUCCGGAAUAUCCCAUCUCUCCCAUACACACGAGCGCAAGUCCAGCAUCUGCGUCUUCAUCAUCCUACCGGGGUAUUUCUGAGGCUGUUGAGCCUGGCAGACAGAGAAGGAGGCUUGAAGGGUCGUACGUUCAGGAUAGCUCGCCUUUACACCAGGGUAUCUAUGAAGGGGGCGGCGGCUCAGAUGAUUCAUACUCUAAUUGGGAUGAGUUGGACGACACAGCUGAUUCUUUCGGCCACUUGGCCCUCGACGACCACAAAGAGGUGCGCAUUCUUUCUGAUCGUGCAGAAGACUCAAAGGACAUCGAUGGACUAUGGAAAUUCCCAACGCUCAAGGAGGAAGCCCGAUCCGAGGAUUCGACAUUCUCAGUCUUCGAUGCCGAAAAUGACCCGAGAAUAGCAUUGCCAUCCCUUGAGAUACAGAGGCAUCUCGUCCAGCUGUACUUCGUAUAUGUGCAUCCUUUCUUUCCGGUGAUACACAAGUCGCAUUUCUUAGCCAACUUUCCAAUACAAAACAGAUCGGACAGCCAGAUAUUUGGCGGACAGCACCCGUCGGCGUCGGAGAGAAUGCCAAUGCAAAAGAUCAACAAGCUACUCCUGCUUGCUAUGUUCUCCGUUGCUGCACGGUAUGCGGAUCACAGGUUGGAUAGCGUGUUAGGAGAGGACCUGCGAGCCGUAGGAGUUAAAUGUGCGAUAGGCGCGAGGGAGAUAUUGAACAAUUGGAAAGAUCGCGGCAGGGAUAUCUUCACACCGGUUGAGAAACAACUCAGGAAACAGAUAUGGUGGUCAUGCUGUAUUACAGACAAAUUGUCCGCGAUGUGGAUGGGCAGGCCUAUCACUUUCCGUGCAAAUGACUACUCUACGUUGAAGCCUGAUAUCACAGAGGAGGACAAUGAACUCUGGCAGCCAUAUCUACCCGAUGCUCUCGGACCAGAUUUUAUGCCACGGCCAGCAAUGACCAUAAGCUGCUACCGGGACCAAUGCGAGCUAUCUAUGAUAAUCACCGACAUUAUGGAUCAGAUAUACCCUGUGCGGACGUCGAAGGACAAGCCACGACGUCAGUUGAUGCAAGAGCUGGAGUACAGACUACACCACUGGUCCCUUAAUCUGCCGCAGCACCUCAGGUACUCACCAGCGAGCGCCACUGUGACACCAUUGUCACACAUACUCGUCCUCCAUAUCGAGUAUUACGCGGCAGUAUUGCUACUGCAUCGAGCCUUUAUUCCACACGCUAAUGGAGGAAUACACGACUCGGGAGCAGGAAACCUUCCAGGCGAUACAUUGCCCAUGAAGUCCUUUGACAUAUGCCAAAGUGCGGCUGCGAAUAUCAGUGCCAUUGUAACCGUUCUACACGAGAAGUAUGGACUUGACAGGGCUCCAUCGUUCUUGUCAAUUUAUCUUCAGAGUGCAGGGAUUAUGCAUGUCAUCACGCUGACUAGACGUCCUCAGGACGCGCAAGCUACAAUAGGCUUGAAGGAAUGUAUCGACGCGCUCCGCUACAUGGAGGGUAUCUGGCCUAGUGCGACUCGUGUGCGGAAACUCUUGGAAGGGGUCAAAGUCCUGCGAGAUGAGGUGCCGAUGUCCCUGCAGUCGCAACAGCAGCCUUCCAGACACAAGCGAUCAGCAGAAGAAGCGCUAGGCGCCGACCAGGUCGAGCAGGGUCUGAGCCAGUCCACAUACGAGAGAGCAGGCUACUCGCGCGAAGAAGUAUCCCAACCCUCAGUAGCGCUCGAAGAAGACACGACCGCACGCUUCAUGAUGCAGACACUUGGUCUCGACGUACCUGGCCUAGACGCGUCUCCCUCUUACUACAGCGGAUAUCAAUUUUGGCCGCACUCCGACUACGACGAAGGCAUUAUGCACGAUGAUACGAUGGAAGUGCCCACCACCAGUCCCUCCACAAACCUCGCGGAGGGCACAUUCUCGUUCUGUCAGCAGCAGCUUGUUCCAGAGUUCGUACAGGGUGUACACUACCCCAUCCUAGACCCAUCAAAUCUAUUCCCGCAAGGUCCACAUCCCAACCGGAAUCCUAGAGGAACACAUGGUCCGGGAUUGUGAGUUCCACAGGCGUUGGAGAGUUUAUGCCAGUAUUUGUCAUCUUCCCGGGCUAUCCGUUAAUCAUACUGCGAUGUGACAGGAUUGCCUACCAUAUAUUCCAAUCCUACGUUUUAGUCGUGUACUCUUGCGCGAGACUGACAUUUUAUACAAUACGAUACGGCAAAUACAACGCUCGGCCUGAUGCUAUUGCGCU
Molecule: messenger RNA, 2866 nt
Organism: Postia placenta MAD-698-R-SB12
Lineage: Eukaryota; Fungi; Basidiomycota; Agaricomycetes; Polyporales; Adustoporiaceae
Exons: 18
Coding region: 13-2673 (886 amino acids)
Biological process (GO): DNA-templated transcription; regulation of DNA-templated transcription
Molecular function (GO): zinc ion binding; DNA-binding transcription factor activity, RNA polymerase II-specific; DNA binding
Source: RefSeq, a predicted model, not a curated record